GGUCCCGCACCCGGGCUGCGGCUGCGGGAGAGCCGGGAGCGAGGGCGCGGAAGAGGAGCAGGGUCUUCGCCCGGCGAUCCCCAAUCCGGACUCGGCCCGACCCGGGGCGGGUGGGUGUGUCCGCGCCAUGGGAGCCGUCUGGUCCGCCCUACUGGUCGGCGGGGGGCUGGCGGGGGCACUGCUGGUGUGGCUGCUGCGGGGCGGCCCGGGCGACGCAGGCAAGGACGCCCCUCCCGGGGAGGCCGCGGACGCGAGAGGCGCCCCAGAGCAUCUUCAAGAAAGCAAUGGACAUUUGAUUUCUGAGACCAAAGCAAGAGAAGCUUUAGGAAAUGAAAGCCUUGAGUCUUGUGUGGGAGAAUGGAGAUUCCGAAAACAAGAGACCCCUGCUAAAGCGGCCACAUGUUUUGCAGAGAAGCUACCAUCCAGCAGCCCACACACCAACAGAACUAAGACAGGGAGCCAGGCACAGCUGGAUGCUCAGGCCCCAGCCGGCCAUGAGGACUGGGAAAUGGUGUCUAGGCACUUGUCUUGGGGAGAUGUGGGCUUGGGUGGCAACCUUGAGGCUCCUGGAUUAAGCCUAAGCCAGGAAAUGGACAACAAGAGCAAUCUUAUGGAAGCAAGAGGCUGGGAAGUGGAUGGGAAAAGAAAAAGUGCAGCCGCAGUGUUUUCAGAGUCUGAGCAAGUUAGCAUCAGGUUCCAGGUGCACUACCUCACAAACACAGAUGUCCAGUUCAUUGCGGUAACUGGAGACCACGAGAGUCUAGGCAGGUGGGACACUUAUGUUCCCCUCCACCAUCACAAGGACGGGGUGUGGUCUCAUUCUGUCUUGCUGCCUGCAGAUACAGUGAUGGAGUGGAAGUUUGUGCUGGUGGAGAAUGGGGGAGUUGCACGCUGGGAAGAAGGCAGCAAUAGACUCCUGGCAACAGGGAGAGAGGAUAAGGUGGUUCACGGGUGGUGGGGGAUUCACUGAUGGUCUACAGAGUGCUAGAGGCUGCAGCAGAAGGUGGAAGAGGCCAAGGCUGUAGAGCACACUAAAUAAUUUAAAAUAAAGGCACUGUGACUCUGAAUUUAGCCAUCAGAGCUGCUGCAAAUUUGCUAGUGGCUUUUGUGUAAUGUGCAGAGAUAUCUGUGUAUGCAGAUAGUGCUUCCAGUGGGCUUGGACUUCUUCCUUUGCGGCACUGGUUGACUGACUUGUGCUCAUGCAUCAUUACUUUUGGGUUUAGGCCAUUGAGGAGUGAUCUGGCUGAGCUUCAGGUCUGGACUCCAGCCAAGGAGCACACAAACUAACUAGCUGUACAGGUUCAAGCUGGAGCCUAUAGGGGCUCCGUACUCUGAUGGAGUGGAGCAAGCCUCAUUAAAAACAGCUGAGGACUGUUUUGAAGCUGAUGAAAUAAUGCUGGGCAUGGUGGUGCACACCUGUCAUCCCAGCUACUCUGUAGGCUGCAAUGGGAAGAUCUUGAUCCACGGCAGCCUGGACAGUUCAGUGAGACCAGACCCCCCCCCCCCGCACCGCCACUGCCACACACACCUCUCCCUUACCCCUGCCAAAAAAAAAGAAAAGAAAAAACAGCUGAAAAAGUACUUUUUCCUACAUGCAUAUUUUACAUUUAAAAAUGUGAACCCCAUAUAAAAUCAUAUGGAUGAGAAAAUACUGGGUCACUAGAUGUGAUUAGUGAGGAUAUGAACUAAAACUCUAAGACUCCCUGUGGUUUUUGUCUGGUUUUACCUGUCAGGUAUGGGUCUGAGGGGAGCAAGUAUGUUCUUGUCAUAAUGAUCUAAGGCUGGUGUAGAAACAAGGUGCCUAAUCAGAGUUGGUCGUCCAGGAAGUCAGCGUAGCAGCAGCCAGGGAGAAAGGGGAUAGGAAUGGGGGUGGGGGGUGGGCCAAGCAAGGUGGCCUUAAAGCUGCUUCCUAGAGACCGGGAGGUGCAGGUCCAGCCUGGCUUCAGGAGGGGUGCACCCAGUAUUUCGCCAGAGCCCUUGAGGACAUCUGUCACCACCCGCCCUCUCCCACCAGGUCACCACACAUGGACACAGGCUAUCAUGGGUGACAAAUUUGUACAGGACAGUGGUAUAGAACUCUAUCUUUGCUCUGAGAAGAAACACUUAGCUUUAUAUAAAUGAACAAAUAAUAAAACCUGAAUUUUAAUAUCUUUACUCAAUGUCUGAAUAGUCUAAAUCUUAGUACUACAGUAGUCUAGAUGUAAAAUAAAACAAUGAUAUUUUCUUUCACUAAUGACAGGCACAAAGAAAAAGCAAACGUCAGGUUACAGAUGAAGACUAUGAAGAGUCUAUUUUUCUCCUUCCUUUGGAGAAAGUGUUUAUAUUUCUUUUGAAACUUUACUUCUCACCUGUAGUCCUAGCACUUUGGAGACUUGAGGCAGGAGGAUGAGUUUAAGGUCAGUCUGGGCUAUGUGGCAAAUUCCAGGCCAGCUUUACAUAGUGAGACUCUGUCUCAAAAACCAAAAAUACUUUUGCUUGGUGGGAAAUCCAGCAUGCCUAUCCUUGAAAAUGAAUAUUGUAUGUUGAGAUAACCUUUAGUAAGCAUAGUAUCUACUGGCAGAACAAUGUAUAAUCUGGGUAAAAUGGUCUUUGCUGAAGAGAACCCAGCCACAAACAGCAUUAGGAAGUGCUUCAUGGAACUGGGCAACAGUUUUUGCCCACAACACUGGUCUGUUAAAUUUAGAGGUACUGCUGGGUGCUUCCUAAUGACUUUGAUGUUGCACAAAGAGCUCUUACAGCUAAUGUGCAGAAGGACCAAGAAUUUCUGUGAGACAAUAAAAGAUAAAACAAUUUAAAUAAAAAUCUCUUUAGAAUUGUA
This is a messenger RNA of Heterocephalus glaber (naked mole-rat), 2818 nucleotides long. It is a transcript of the gene Stbd1, whose product is annotated as starch binding domain 1. Gene Ontology annotation, cellular component: membrane. The record is from RefSeq and is a predicted model, not a curated record. NCBI's taxonomy places the organism in Eukaryota, Metazoa, Chordata, Mammalia, Rodentia, Bathyergidae. Gene Ontology annotation, molecular function: starch binding.